AUGACGAGUGACAAAAUUGAUGAUAUAAUAGACAAAUUCAGCGUCUUAACUGAGAAACCUGUGAAGUUUUUAACAGUUCAAGAUGAUAUACAGGGUGAUAUCAGGAACUUGGUGAAAUCCAUCUAUGAUCUUACUAAGUCACAAGAGAGCGGGAAUAAGAAGAAACAGGCGCUAUCUAGUAUGAUAGUGAGUGAUUUUGACGAGGAACAGAUUUGGCAACAGAUAGAAUUGCAGAACUCAGAGCGAUGGGACGAAUUGGUCUGGGAUGUAGCUAAUAGCGUGUCCAGUAAAAAUGACCUCACGUUCCCUAUAGACUUCCCAGAAGAGAAAGAUGACGAAGUCAUUGAAAAUGAGGAUGAUGUUAUGUCAGAAGAAGAACAUCAAGAAGAAGAAGUAGAAGAAUCUAAUGUUAAAGCGGCGAAAACGAAACCUAGUAAAAAACAAUCAAUUGUUGACGAUGAUUUCUUUAAAUUACAAGAUAUGGAAAACUUUUUAUUGAAAGAAGAAAAAAUGGAGGGAAAAAUCAAAAAGGGUGAAGAUGAUGAGGACUCGAUAGAUAUGUUUGAAGAUAUGGAUAGUGAGGGAUCUGACGAAGAAGGUGGCAAAGAUGUUAAAUAUUAUGACUUUUUCAAUGAAGAUAAUGAAAAUGGUCAGGAGGAAAAUGAUGAGAAGGAUGAUGAUGAUGAUGAUGAAGAAGAUAAUGAUAAUAAGAUAGAACUAAACAAACAAAAGAAAAGUGACAAGAAAGUAAGGUUUCUCGAGCCAGAUUCAGAAUCAGGUGAUUCAGAUGACAGUGAAGAACAAAAAUCCAAGCACAUAAAUGGCAGCGACAAGGAAAAUAAAUCAGAAUUUGAACUUCGGCAAGAGCGGUUGCAGAAACAUAUUACAAGACUGGAGGAGAAAUCUAUAAACGAAGCGCCGUGGCAAUUGAAAGGUGAAGUUGAUGCCACGAAAAGACCACAGAACUCAUUACUUGAAGAAGUUCUAGAUUUCGAUCUCACAACCCGACCACCUCCGGUCAUAACAGAAGAAACGACAAUCACAUUAGAAGGCCUCAUCAGACAACGCAUCAAAGACAAAGCCUGGGACGACGUCACCAGGAAAGAAAAGCCCGUGGAUGACCAAUUUCUGUUCAAAAAGCCCGAAGUUCUAGAUCAGUCUAAGAGUAAAAUGAGUCUCGCACAAGUCUAUGAAGCAGAGUAUCUUAAACAAAAGCAAGCAUUAUCCGGUGAAGUUGAUGAUGAGAAGGAACCGGAAACUCAUACCGAGAUUCGGGAAGCUAUGAAAAACUUAUUUUCCAAGCUCGAUGCUUUAUGUCAUUAUCAUUACACACCGAAACCACCCCAAGCUGAAGUUAAAAUUGUUAGUAAUACUCCAGCAAUAUCAAUGGAAGAAGUUGCACCAGUUGCAGUGAGUGAUGCUGCUCUAUUAGCACCCGAGGAAGUUAAAAGGAAAACAAAAGGAGAUCUUAUGAGCAAGGAGGAACGAACACAGACAGAUAAAAACAGAGAGAGGAGGAAAAAGAAGAAACUACAAAGGAAAAAGGGCUCGGUAAUGAAAGUAACGGAUAACAGAAACACAAAGGCAGCCGUUGAAAGCAACGACAAGUCUCUUAAAACAUCCAAAGCAUUCUUCCAACAACUAAAUGAUAAUUCAACUAGUCUUAUUAAAACUAAAACUAAAAAGCUUAUUAAAAAUAAGGGACAAUAA
Molecule: messenger RNA, 1710 nt
Organism: Danaus chrysippus (African queen)
Lineage: Eukaryota; Metazoa; Arthropoda; Insecta; Lepidoptera; Nymphalidae
Source: the annotation of a GenBank genome assembly